Molecule: messenger RNA, 2117 nt
Organism: Parasteatoda tepidariorum (common house spider)
Lineage: Eukaryota; Metazoa; Arthropoda; Arachnida; Araneae; Theridiidae
Gene: IntS11
Product: integrator complex subunit 11
Biological process (GO): snRNA processing
Cellular component (GO): nucleus
Molecular function (GO): RNA endonuclease activity
Source: RefSeq, a predicted model, not a curated record
GUUCAUACAGAUUAAUAUUUCUGGAAACUUUAAAAUGCUAGAAACAAGCAGCCCAAAGCGAACUAAAUCCAAAUAAACAAUAAAUGAUUUUAAAUUUUAUUUGAACCAUAAUAAUACUUUUUUCAGUAUUUAUUUUUAUGUAAUUCUUCAGCCAGCAAUUUUUUACAAUGUCAAGUAUUCAAGUGACACCAUUGGGUGCUGGGCAAGAUGUAGGAAGAAGCUGUAUCCUACUCACAAUUGGUGGCAAAAAUAUUAUGUUAGACUGUGGAAUGCAUAUGGGUUUUAAUGAUGAUAGGCGUUUUCCAGAUUUCUCAUUUAUUUCCCAAGACAACUUAAAUCAACACUUAUCUUGUGUUAUAAUAAGCCAUUUUCAUUUAGACCACUGUGGAGCUUUACCAUAUAUGACUGAAAUGGUUGGGUAUAAUGGUCCCAUUUAUAUGACAAUGCCUACAAAAGCCAUUUGUCCUAUUUUGUUGGAAGAUUAUAGAAGAAUUACCGUUGACAAAAAGGGAGAAACAAAUUUUUUCACUUCUACAAUGGUCAAAGAUUGUAUGAAGAAAGUAACAACUGUUGGCUUGCAUGAAACUGUACAGGUUGAUGAUGACCUUGAAAUCAAAGCUUAUUAUGCUGGACAUGUGUUAGGUGCAGCAAUGUUUUUGAUAAAAGUUGGAUCACAAUCAGUAGUCUACACAGGAGAUUUUAACACCACUCCAGAUCGUCACUUGGGGCCUGCGUGGAUUGAUAAAUGCAGGCCAGACCUGUUGAUUACAGAGUCCACAUAUGCUACUACUAUUAGAGACUCUAAACGUUGUAGAGAAAGAGAUUUUUUGACCAAAGUACAUGACUGUGUCGAAAAAGGUGGUAAAGUUUUAAUUCCAGUUUUUGCACUGGGUCGUGCUCAAGAGAUGUGUAUUCUUCUUGAAACUUACUGGGAGAGAAUGAAUCUUAAAAUACCCAUAUAUUUUGCUGUUGGUCUAACUGAAAAAGCUACCACUUUUUAUAAGAUGUUCAUAACUUGGACCAACCAAAAAAUCAAGAAAACAUUUGUGCACCGUAAUAUGUUUGAUUUCAAACAUAUCAAGCCCUUUGACCGUGCCUAUAUAGAUAAUCCUGGUCCUAUGGUUGUUUUUGCAACUCCAGGAAUGUUGCACUCUGGACUAUCAGUUCAAAUAUUCAAAAAAUGGGCACCAAAUGAAAAUAACAUGUUAAUUAUGCCAGGCUAUUGUGUAUCUGGAACAAUUGGUCAUAAAGUAAUUAGCGGUGCCAAGAAAAUUGAAUUUGAAAAUCGCCAGAUUGUAGAAGUUAAAAUGUCUGUGCAGUAUAUGUCGUUCAGUGCACAUGCUGAUGCAAAGGGAAUCAUGCAACUAAUUCAGCAUUGUGAACCAUCUAAAGUGUUGCUGGUGCACGGAGAAGCUUCAAAAAUGGAGUUCCUGGCAAAGAAAAUCACUCAAGAACUUGGUAAAGAAUGUUUUAUGCCAGCAAAUGGUGAGACCAUUUCCUUUGAUACACCAGUAUCUGUGCAAGUUGAUACGUCACUAAAUCUAUUGAAGAAGCAACUCUUUGUAGAAGGAGCAGUCACAACUACUGCCAAAAGAAAAAAUGUGUUGCAUGGAAUGCUUGUGAUGAAUAAUAACAAAAUCCGUCUGAUGGAGCCAGAUGAAGCCAUGUCUGAAUUAGGUCUUGUUCCUCAUCAGAUUCGUUUUACCUCCACAAUACUUGUAGAUGAUCCCUCGGGUGCUCCAGCCUCAAGACUCACCGAUGUCAUCUUUGCUAAAAUAAAGAGCUUAUUAGAGAAUAAAACUGUGCAACUGGCACCAGAUUGUUCCAUUACUGUUGCAUCUGUUCUGAUCAAAGUAGAUGUUUGUGAAGACGAUACCAAGAGCAUUUGCUUGUCUUGGGGUUAUCAGGAUGAAGAACUUGGGAAACACUUGCUUCCCCUUAUUAAGAAAUGGGCUACUGAAACCAAGUAAACCUUCAUUUACUGGUCUAUAAUUCAUGUUACAGAGUGAAGUUGACUUUGGUGAAAUGAAAUGUGAUGAGUUUGAUGUAUAAAAUUUGAAGUGAUAUUCAUUUUGUUAAAUAUGCGCUUGUGUAAAUAAAUUGCUUUGUUUUAUGAA